GGAGGGUUUGGUGCGGGCAGCCCGCACUCCCUCGCGCGAUUGGCCCGCAGAAAUGCCCUUUUAAACACACACUUGCAGAGAGCGGUAUGCGGAAGUCCCGUUGCUGGCAGCGAUUGGGCUGUCGGUAGCAUCUCCUUUCCCGAUUGGCUACCAAGUGUGGUGUUGAGGUGGGUGUUGUUCGCCGUCAGCGCCGCCGCCGCCGAGGAGUCGCUUUCCCGAAGGCCGCCGUCGCCGCCUCCUGCUCCUGGUCGCCUCGAGGCUCGCCGGCCCUUCCCUUUUCGGGGCUGCCGCCACGGAUCGGAGGGAACGUCGCGAUGAGGGUGGCCGUGGACUUCGAGGAGUGCCUCAAGGACUCGCCCCGCUUCAGGGCUGCUUUGGAAGAAGUUGAAGGAGAUGUGACAGAACUAGAAUUGAAGCUAGACAAGUUAGUGAAGCUUUGCAUUGCUAUGAUUGACACGGGGAAGGCCUUCUGCGUGGCCAACAAGCAGUUCAUCAACGGCAUUCAGGACCUUGCUCAAUAUUCCAGUAAGGAUACGCUUGUGGAGGGCAGCCUGACAAAGUUCUCCAACAGCCUCCAAGAGAUGAUUAAUUAUCACACGAUCCUGUUUGACCAAACCCAGAGAUCAAUUAAAGCACAACUUCAGAUGUUUGUUAAAGAAGAUAUUAGAAAAUUUAAAGAUGCGAAAAAGCAGUUUGAGAAAGUCAGCGAAGAGAAAGAGAAUGCCCUUGCCAAGAAUGCGCAGGUUCCAAGGAACAAGCAGCACGAAGUGGAGGAGGCCACCAACCUUCUGACGGCAACCAGGAAGUGCUUUCGGCACAUUGCGCUGGACUAUGUGCUGCAGAUUAACGUUCUUCAAUCAAAGAGGAGAUCAGAGAUCCUAAAAUCGAUGUUGUCCUUCAUGUAUGCCCACUUGGCCUUUUUCCAUCAAGGCUACGACCUUUUUAGUGAACUUGGACCUUACAUGAAUGACCUUGGAGCUCAGCUUGACCGGCUGGCUGCAGAUGCUGCACGUGAGAAAAGAGAGAUGGAGCAAAAACAUUCCACUAUUCAGCAAAAGGACUUCUCCAGUGAUGACACUAAGCUGGAAUACAACAUUGAUGCAGCCAGUGGCAUUGUCAUGGAGGGCUACCUCUUCAAGCGAGCCAGCAAUGCCUUCAAGACCUGGAACAGGAAAAAGCCCGAUGGCCUCAGGCGCUGGUUUUCCAUACAGAACAAUCAACUAGUCUACCAGAAAAGAUUUAAGGAUAACCCCACUGUGGUUGUUGAAGACUUGCGGCUGUGCACAGUGAAGCACUGUGAGGACACAGAAAGGCGCUUCUGCUUCGAGGUGGUCUCUCCAACAAAGAGUUGCAUCCUUCAGGCAGAUUCGGAGAAGUUGCGGCAAGCCUGGAUUAAGGCGGUGCAGACCAGCAUUGCCACGGCCUACAGGGAGAAAGGGGAUGGUGUGGAGGUAGAGAGGAAACCCUCCCCUUCCAUGGGCAGCCCAGAGUCCAGCGCAGAGCCCAAGGAGAAGGUGCUGAAAGGCGAGAGCUCCCUCCGGAGGGUGCAGAGCAUCCCUGGCAAUGCCGCCUGCUGCGACUGCAGCCUGGCGGACCCACGGUGGGCCAGCAUCAACCUGGGCAUCACGCUGUGCAUAGAGUGCUCUGGCAUCCACAGGAGCCUGGGCGUCCAUUUCUCCAAAGUCAGGUCCUUGACACUCGACUCGUGGGAGCCAGAGCUUCUGAAGCUUAUGUGUGAACUGGGAAAUGACAUCAUAAACAGGGUGUAUGAAGCGGAAGCGGAGAGAAUGGGGGUCAAGAAGCCACAGCCUGGAAGCCAGAGGCAGGAGAAGGAGGAGUAUAUCCGGGCAAAAUACGUGGAAAGGAGAUUUGUGGAAAGAAGUCCUGAUGCCUCUGCAGACCCAGGAGGAAGAAUUCAGCCUCCGAGCCAAGAGGCAAAAAGGCACAGUUGCCCGGAGAAAUCUCCAGCUGCAAAUGAGCAAAUGGUGGCGGCAGCAGCAGCAGCAGCAGCAACUCCAAAGGAGGGUGAAAGGCAUGAAGCGGAAGCUGCUGCUGCUGCUGCUCCCAAAGACUCCAGGUGCUUCCUCCUCCCAGGGCUGCAGCUAUACUUGGCCUCCUACCAGAAGAACCUUCCUCAGAUGGCGGAGGCCUUGGCCCACGGGGCAGACGUCAACUGGGUCAACACAGCGGAGGACAGAUCCACACCUCUGAUCCAGGCAGUCCGUGGGGGCUCCUUGGUCACGUGUGAAUUCCUGCUCCAGAAUGGAGCCAACGUGAACCUCAGGGACGUGAAAGGCAGGGGCCCUCUUCACCACGCCACCGUCUUGGGGCACACCGGGCAAGUGUGUUUGUUCCUGAAACGAGGUGCUAAUCAGCACGCCAAAGACGAGGAAGGGAAAGAUCCUUUGAGUGUUGCCAUCGAGGCCGCCAAUGCAGAUAUCGUGACGCUGUUGCGUUUAGCCAGGAUGAACGAAGAGAUGCGUGAAUCAGAAGGACUCUACGGCCAGCCAGGAGAUGAAACCUACCAGGACAUAUUCCGCGAUUUCUCGCAAAUGGCAUCCAAUCAUCCAGAGAAGCUGAACCGCUUUCAGGCAUCGGAUAUGCAGAAGCCCUGAAACCUCAAAGGGGGGAGGGGGAGACGACGAGCAAGACGAAACACUCCCCCAGCCCCCACUGCCUCUUUGGAGCAGCCCUCGCCUACCCUCCCCAUUUUUAUACAUAAACCUGCUUUAAAUAUA
Molecule: messenger RNA, 2738 nt
Organism: Rhineura floridana
Lineage: Eukaryota; Metazoa; Chordata; Lepidosauria; Squamata; Rhineuridae
Gene: ACAP2
Product: ArfGAP with coiled-coil, ankyrin repeat and PH domains 2
Exons: 23
Coding region: 315-2615 (766 amino acids)
Cellular component (GO): endosome membrane; cytoplasm
Molecular function (GO): GTPase activator activity; protein binding
Source: RefSeq, a predicted model, not a curated record